AUGGGCCUGAAGCGCAGAGAUGUAGUCCUCGCCGCCGUCGCUGUAUUCAUUGCCUGGGGCUAUUUGACCCACUGGCAGCCGAAGCUGCACUACCUGCCCUAUGCCUUCGUUGCCGGCGCGCUCGCGACCGUAGCCUCUGGAGCUUGGCUGAGCUUCACCACCGUCUGGAACAAAGAGCUGCGACACAGCAAGGCCAACUAUGGGGCUCGCCAUGCUGCCUUUGUCAGGCCGGAGCGGUGGGCGGCCGAGGUCGAAGCCCUCACCAAGCGCAACGAGUACAUGAUGGAGCCCCUGUACCCCGUCUCCUUCGUCGUGUCGGACAGUCUGGACGUGCUGGUUGGCCUGAUACUGCGCGACUUUGUAAAGAGCUGGUAUGGCAGUAUCAGCAAGAGCCCCACCUUCGUCAACGAGGUCGACCGAGCAAUACGCGCGGCGCUGGGCGAGAUCCGCGACCGCGUCCUCGCCGUGGACAUGGUCGAGAUGGUCGUGUCGCGCCUCAUACCGAUAAUCACCAACCACUUGCGCGCAUCGUACGAGGCCGAGCAGGCUGUGCGUGGGCGCAAGCUGAUGCGCAAUGUCACCGAGAGCGAAGAGCUGGACCUCGCAAUCGCCGCGAAGUACAAAGAGGGCCGUCUGCACCCGGCUGCGUCCCUGGCAUACUCGAACACCAAGCCGAUCCAGCAGCAGCAUCUGCGCAGCCUCGUCGCCCGUAUACUACCGAAGAUCAUGCCGCCCAGCAUGAUGACUAGCCCGGCGGUCAAUGUGCUGAUCAAGGAGCUUGUGGCAUGCGCUGUUCUUUCGCCCAUUAUGCAGAUGGUCUCUGACCCGGACAUGUGGAACCAGCUAAUGGAGGGUUAUGGUCGCACACUUCUCCAAGAACGUAAGACAGUCCGCAAGCUCCGGGCAGAGCUCGACAAGCAGACGCCUGCCUCGCCCAGGAUCCCCAAGAACGUCCAGUUUCCCAAACUCGCACCUGGCGACAACGAGCGGCGCUUCGAGAAGUUCAUACGGGCGAUCAGACAGACAAAUACGCUGGCUGAUGCCCGCCGUUUUCGCAGCGAGGUCUCCAGCCAGUUGCGGAAGGACUCGCAGGUCGAAGGCCAGGAUGCGGUGUAUCUGCGGCGCCUCGAGACAGCACGCAGUAUAUUGGAUCAGAAGGUCACGAAUCUGAGUGCUGGCGGUUCGGUGCGAGCCAAGGUUGCAGCGAAAGAGCGGCCCAAGCACAAGCGCACAUCCUCGCGGUUUGCGAAUGCCUCGCUUCGAGAAGUGCUGUACGAUGCAUCUGGUCUGUCUUGCUUCAUGGAAUUCAUGGAUCAGACGGACCUGAUGCGUCUCGUCCAGUUCUGGAUAGUUGUCGAUGGUUUCCGGAACCCACUCGAAGAUGAGUUGGACGAGGAGCCUGCCGGACACAGCGGUCCACUGCUUUCUUGGACAGAGUCCGACCGUGCGGACAUCGCGCAGAUCCACGAUGCAUACCUCUCGAAACCAGAACUCAAGAUUCUGCCAGAAGCCAAGCAAGCCGUUGCCAGAUUCCUCAAGGCAGGGCGCAGGGCGACACCGCAGCAAUACCAUGAUGCACGGCGCGCUCUACUCCGAGCCCAGACCGAUGCGUAUGACCAGCUGCAAGAGCCUUACUUCAGGCGUUUCAAAAGGUCGAACCUGUACUACAAGUGGCUCGCAAUGGACGAGGCAGCAAACCCAAGUAGAAACAUUGGAACACGAUCCAUCGCCCAGACCUUGGACAACGCCGCUGUGGCUGCUCCUGCAAUGGCUAGGUCGCAGUCAACCCAGCGACCAAUGCUGAAGGUACCGGCGGGCGAUCUUCGCCGCGCAGUAGCCUCAUCGUCUGAUCUCAAGAGCCAGGAUGUCAUCAAGGAGUUCGAGCCGCCGGUGAGACGGUCGCUGGAUGUGCAGUCACCCACCACGCUGCGAUCGCCGUUAUUCGAUGAUGACUACGACACUGACACUAUGGCACAGUCAACUGCAAGCUUGGACUCCGACUUCGGUCAGAGUCACCCCAAUGGAAACAACAGUCAGGUUGUUGAUGCUAUGCAGGCGGCAUUGACUGAUAUAAUGGACGAACCCGAAGGCUCGAUAUUCUACGAUCCUGGUCUGAAGUCGCCACAAGACAACGACUCUCGGAAGGGCUCCGUGGAUCUACCCGGAGCUUUAUCCCCCAGACCUAUGAUGCACAACAGGAAAGAGAGUGAGAAACCGAGCAUAGCAUCACUGGGACUCGUCGGUGCCCCCCGAACACGCGGGGUCUUCAACGACGAUCUCUUCGGCGAUGAGGAGAAGUUCCUUGAGGAUGAGGUAGAUGAUCCUGUAGCCCGUGACAAGACCGAUGAUGAGGAUAUCCAUGAAGCCGCCCCCGGAGAUCUGGGUCUUGCAGAGGCUGUUGAUGCGCUGACUGCGGACAUUGAGCGUUUGGUGACGCAGGAGUCUAUUGUGGAUUCGUUGACUUCGAAAGCAGAGCUGACGAAUAAUGCUGCUGAGCUAAGAAUCUUGCGUAAGAGCAAGGCAAGCUUGCAGAGGGAGAUACAGAGGAAGGAGUUGCAGCGUCAGCAAUAUAUCGUGCAGGAGAGCGAUAACAGCUUGUAUGGCCGUGCCACGGUGUUCAUACAGUCUAUCAUGGUUGGCACCGAGGAAGACGGGAAGGAGUACGCCAUGUAUGUGAUCGAGGUCAAACGUAAAGCAGGCGAUCAGAUGCCGGCCGCAACGUGGGUCAUCUCUCGUCGCUACAGCGAGUUCCAUGAACUGCACAAGAACCUCCGCGCCAAAUUCCCGCAAGUCAGAAACCUCGAGUUCCCACGCCGCCAAAUGAUGCUUAAGCUCCAAAAAGACUUCUUGCACAAGCGUCGACUAGGCCUCGAAAAGUAUCUCCGCGAACUUCUCCAAAUCCCUACCGUCUGCCGCAGCCGCGAACUCCGCGCUUUCCUCUCCGCCUCCGCCAUCAACCCGGCCGACACCCUAAAGAAUGCCGCGGAAUCGUCUGACUUUGUCUCCCGCAUCUACUCCUCCGUUGCAGACGGCAUGGAAGAAUUCCUCGGCAACAUCCCCGUGCUCGACCAACUCAGCGUCGCAGGCCAGAACCUCAUUUCUGCCGCAACAACCCAACUCGCUUCCCAGUCCAACCACCCUGCCGACCCCACCGCCCCGCCAGGCCAGGCAGGCUUCGAAGCAGGCCUCGGUGUAGGCGAUGCCGAGGCAGAAGCCGAACUCCUCGCCUUCGAAAACAAAGAACUCGAACCCUUCGUGAAACCGAUCUGCGAUCUCUUCCUUGAAGUCUUCUCUCUCAACGCGCAAAACAACUGGCUCCGCGGGCGCGCCGUAGUAGUUGUCUUGCACCAGCUCCUCGGCGGAACAAUCGAGCGAAAAGUCCGUGAGAGCUUUACUUCGUUCACAUCCGCCAACAGCAUGGCUUCUUACAUCGACAAGGUGGCUGAGAUGAUGUGGCCCGGUGGUCGGAUGAAGCAGCCUGACCCCGGCGCGGUACCGAGGAGCCAGAAGGAUAAAGAUAAGUCCAGACGCGAAGCAAAGGCCGUGCUGGAGACGCUGGUGCCUGAGUUGGCGUCCAGUGUGGUGGGCAGACAGAAUGCUGUGAUCGCGGCCAGGAGGUUGGAGGGGAUGCUUAAUAACGAAAGGCUGAACACGCAUCUAGUGUUCACACUGGUGGAUGAUGUUGUGAAUGUGCUCUUUCCUGACGCUUAG
Messenger RNA from Macroventuria anomochaeta, 3711 nucleotides. RefSeq lists its product as uncharacterized. NCBI's taxonomy places the organism in Eukaryota, Fungi, Ascomycota, Dothideomycetes, Pleosporales, Didymellaceae. Gene Ontology annotation, molecular function: phosphatidylinositol binding. The coding region runs from base 1 to 3711 and encodes 1236 amino acids. The transcript has 4 exons. Gene Ontology annotation, cellular component: intracellular membrane-bounded organelle. The record is from RefSeq and is a predicted model, not a curated record.